AUGGCUGAGUUACUGCUCCUGGAGUAUGGGAUAAAGAAGAAGGAAGAAAAGGAAGCAGAGGCCCAGGCUGCACUGGAAGCUAAUGCUGAAGGGAGUCUGACACGUCCAAAGACGGCAAUCCCUCCUGGCUGUGGGGAUGAGGAGGAGGAGGAAGAAGUGAGCAUUCUAGACACAGUCAUCAAAUACCUACCAGGACCCCUGCAGGACAUGUUCAAGAAGUAA
Apaloderma vittatum (bar-tailed trogon) is the source of this 222-nucleotide messenger RNA. RefSeq names its product complexin-1-like. Lineage: Eukaryota; Metazoa; Chordata; Aves; Trogoniformes; Trogonidae. Gene Ontology annotation, biological process: synaptic vesicle exocytosis; regulation of neurotransmitter secretion; neurotransmitter transport. Gene Ontology annotation, cellular component: SNARE complex; terminal bouton. The coding region runs from base 1 to 222 and encodes 73 amino acids. The record is from RefSeq and is a predicted model, not a curated record. The transcript has 2 exons. Gene Ontology annotation, molecular function: syntaxin binding.